Molecule: messenger RNA, 1263 nt
Organism: Scheffersomyces coipomensis
Lineage: Eukaryota; Fungi; Ascomycota; Pichiomycetes; Serinales; Debaryomycetaceae
Exons: 1
Coding region: 300-1139 (279 amino acids)
Source: RefSeq, a predicted model, not a curated record
CUUUUAUUGUGAGAGCUUUUUGUUUUUUUCAAAUGCUUGCUUAUUUAUUUAUUUAUUCCUUUACGGUAUUCAUUCUUUAAUUCAUCUAUUAUCAUACUAAAAAUGUUGUAGUUUGUAAUUGUAAUUGUCGUUUACAUCGUGUAUAUAUAUAUAUAUACAUAUAUAAAUUGAUCUAUUUUUACUGUGUACCUGCAUAUAGCUUCCUUCCCAUCUCAUCAUAUAAAUUUAUUUUUCAUACCAAUUAUUUAUUUACUAUACAAAUCAAUCAUAUCACUACUAUCCAAUUAACACCCCCCAAUAUGCCUUCAACAUUAUCUACUGAUAUCUUAGUUGAUCCAUCAGUUGAUAAUGACGAUAUAGAAUCAAUAACCCAUCAACCCCCACUUAAAAGGCAAAAACUAGAUCAAUCCCAUAAGAUCAUCACAGAUGUCACUACUAAUACUAAUGAUCAAAGUAUAGAUUGUGAUGUUGAUAUUGAUAAACUCUUUAAUGAAAUGACAGCAUCUAUCCCAUCCCCUAAUGAUAAUGAAGAUGGGAAAUUAGAUGAUGAAAUUAAUCGAGUCUUAUCCACUCUUAAUGACUUUAAUGAACAUAUACCAAUCCCAACCCAACAAGAAGCUGAAGAACAGACUUCAUCAUUUCCAUCUCAAUUCCAUGAUUUACUCGAACCUCUUACAUCCACAUCAUCAAUUAAAACUGGCAGUGGAUUGGAAACUGAUAAUGAAGGAAGAUCCCCCUUUGAUUCUGUGGUUGAUGGUACUAAUCAAACUGAUGAAUCAAAUACUACCGUAUUUAAUGAAGGAAAUGAACCUCACCUCGAGACUAAAAUCAAUGUUAAUACUGUUAUGACUAUCAAACAAUCGAUGAUCAAUACUUCGAAAUUAAUUUCAUUAUUCACUACUUUAAAAAUGACAUAUUUAAAAUUAUGUAAAGAAUUUAAUUAUUUAUUACAAAAAUUUAAUCAGAAUGAAACGAUUAAAAUUGAAUUAAUUCAUGAAAAUAAUGAAUUACGGAAAUUAUUAAUGGAAAUUAUUAAAGAUCGUGAAAUUGAACGUAAAGAUUUAAAAGCCAAGAUUGUUCAAUUAGAGUUAUUAAAUAAGAAGUCAAUGGUGGUUAACGUGGAAGAAGUUUCUUCGUAAGCUUUUAACGUUCCUUACCAUUCAGCAUUCAACAUUAGCAUUAUACAUAUAUAUAUAUACAUACAUACAUAGACACAUACAUAGGUGACAUCUUAGAUGGAUACUUUUAGCAUACUUAAUUCAU